AUGGGCAACAAAAUUGAUUGUUGUUACAACACGCGUUGGUCCUACCAAUGUAUCUUCCCUUGCAUUCGUUUUUGCACAUACACCGGGCGCCGAGUUUGGUACAACUACGACGGAUCGGAGAUGGUCCAGCCCCUCGUGCAUCUCUACCACCCCAAAGCCACUAGCGUGAGCAGUUUGCCGGAAGCUUUUCACGGAAUUGAUGACGACGAAGAUAUUAUGGAUCAAAUGGAGCAGUCCGGUGGUUUGUAGCCAUAAACAAAAUUUAUAAUAAUUACGUCUAAACGAAAAAUGACUGACUGGAGGAACGGGCAAGUUGGCGAAUAAAUGAAACAAGGAAAGCUCUCUAAUUAUAGACCCGCAACUCAGACAAACAAACUGAAAUUGACAUUAGCGAAUUCCUCACUUUUGCCAUUAAAAUGCGAAAAAUGUCAAAACUCAGACAAAAACUGCAAAUUAGUCACUCUGACGUCAUUCGCGCGCUACGCUAUUUGAACCGUAGCCUCGAUUUCGUGUGACAAGCACUGGUUGACUGGCUGCGAAGCAAAGGUCCCGGUAAGCUUUGCGUUUUACUUGAUGGUAUUUUUUAAAAAAAAAUGUGUUUCUUUUGUACAAUGAUGAUUAAGUUGUAUUUACAACAAAUACAAUACGGAUGAUUCGUUUUUACAAUUAAUAGAGGUAAACUUACUUUGAGUGUCUGCGUGUAAUGUUUACCUGUUAAAUUCAGCCACUCUGAACAAGAGUUUUGUUUAUAUUAAAAAUGUCCACAAUGCUUUUCUUAGCUUUCUUUCUACAUGAUGCCAAUCAUUUGCUGUAUUUAUGACAUAUUUGUUCGACAACUCUAGGUUUUUCCAUCUAUGUGGGGGUGAAACUUGAGCUACUUUCUAAAAACAAUGGCGCGGCUCUCCCGUAGUGUUCAUUGAAACCGGUCCGCAGACUUGGCUUCAAGAGCAUUAGGAAGCUACUACAUAGUUAAAAAAAUAAUACGGAUUCUUUUUAUUUUCCCUGGGGAUGGGGGUAUUUGUUCAGCUAGAAUUGACGUACGAUUUGGCAUUUGGACGGCUUUGUGGCCCGCGGAGGGGGAAUUUGAACAACUAUCUUCAAAAACUUCAAAUGCCCUGGGUUAUCCAUGGGUGAUGUUAAAGCUUCGAUUUGACCGAUACAUUAUUUAAUAUAAUUUAUUUGAGGUGGCAUAAAGCAGUGUUGCGUCCUCGUACCGACCUUAUUUGAGAUUUUUCGUCGCUGUCCUGCUGAAACAAGCCUUUGGACAUGCAACAGAGGGCAUCUACCUCCGGGCCACGUUAGACGGAAAGCUUUUCAACAUCUCCACACUAAACGCAAAUUUCAAAGUCCAAAUGAAAUAUCUGCGUAAUCUCCUCUUUGCCGACGAUGCAGCCGUCACCGCCCACUCAGCCGAGACCUUCAGCGGCUCAUGAACCGUGCGCGUUUCAGCAAGGCCCGCCAGGAGCCCAUGGGCCCGCUAAGACUUUGGACUAACCAUAUAGUCUAAAAAAGACAAAACACAGGUCAUGGCUCAGGACUUGGAUUCACCUCACAGCAUUACAAUCUUGAAGCACGAAGUGGAGGUUGUCCAUGACUUCGAGUACCUUGGCUCGAUCCUCUAAGACACUUCUUCUCUGGACUCCGAGCCAAACAGCAAAGCAAAGCAGCCACUGCCAUUUCCAGCCUGACCAAGAGAGUAUGGUCUAACAAGAAGCUGACGAAAGAUAACAAGAUCCAGAUCUACAGAGCCUGUGUUUUGAGCAUACUGUUGUACGGCACUGAGUCCUGGACUCUUCUCGUACGACAGGAGAGGAAGCUUAACACUUUCCACGUGCGCUGUCUCUGCCGCAUGCUCAACAUCACCUGGCAGGACAAAGUUCCAAACAACAUAGUCCUGGUGCAAGCUGCAAGAUUGGGCGACGGCCGGAUCCCUGAAAGAUCUCUUUUACUGAGAAUAAGCUCUGGGAAAGCGCCCCACUGGCAGGCCUCAAUGAUUACGCUGUAAAGAUGUCUGCAAGAGGGACCUGAAGGCCUUAAGCAUUGACAUCAACAAAUGGGAAACCGUGGAUUCGGAACGUUUUGCUUGGAGGCAGGCACAUUAUAUUAUGGAUCAAAUGGAGCAGUCCGGUGGUUUGUAGCCAUAAACAAAAUUUAUAAUAAUUACGUCUAAACGAAAAAUGACUGACUGGAGGAACGGGCAAGUUGGCGAAUAAAUGAAACAAGGAAAGCUCUUCAGCGUAGAUUAUAAGGGAGUGGUCAAGUGGAAGCCAUCAAAGCCCUGAAUUACGCCGAGUAUCAUUUUCUCUCCUUCUAUCGCACCAGCAAGCGAGGGUCACUAUUAAGUUUAUUAGGAUUGUCACUAUUUUCGUCACUCUUUAAAUAAAGGUUGAUCAAUUGACCAGCCAAGGGCGAUGUCGAGGUGUGCUGAGCCCUUUCACACAGCGCUUUAAAUUAAGAUUAAAACCCCAUUUCCAAACCAACUCAGAAUUUUCACUCACUCCCUUGCCAACGUCAGGACAAUUUCAAACAGCAGUCGAACCACAGCGACAAGAUAAAACUGCAAAUGGUUAAGUUUUGUUGAUAUUUUGUUUACUCAGGCCUUGACGCCCCCGGUCAGAUUGCCGCUGUAUGCAAGUAUGCGUCGGACCAUGGCUACACCAUUCGUGCUGUUGGCACAGGCUCGUCAUGGUCUCGUCUGACGCACACUAAAGACAUACUUGUAGUCAUGACAGAUUUGAACAGGAUACUGACAAAACCGGGGUCGUACAACGAUAAUGAGGAAUGCGUUGACAUCGAAGUCGAGGCGGGAAAGCUCGUUGUUGAUUUUGUUGAGGAACUAGACAAGAAACAUGACCGGGCGCUUAAUAUGAUGGGGAAUUACGCUGGCCAAACAGUGGGAGGAGUGGCGAACACUUCUACUCACGGAUCAGGGAUAUUCAGUGGAACCUUGGUAAGGAUAUUCAGCUUGUAGAUAGACAACGGAUAGUCGGGAAUAGGAGCUAUCAGCAUUAGUGCCUUUGGCUACACCCUCGCGCCAAGGGUUUUCCUCUCGGGAGAGAAAAGCUUCGACGGAUUGUACAAACGGGAGCGCUGAACUUGUAAUCCGCAGGCCUUGAUGAGUUUAAGUCCCGCCCUAAUCACUAGCUGGAUUAGUUCUCGGUAGUCCCCAGUUCAAAUCUUCGAUCAAGCUCGUAAAUAGCCAACUGGUUUGGCUCCGGCUAGUCAGGAUUUUUAACCCCGUUAAGUUUCAUUUGAAUUAUUUGUUUCAAGCAUUUACUCGGCCCUACAAGCAUUAGUGUUAUAAGUACUGUCGAGGGCAAACAAAGGAGAUUAUUAUCAUUAUAAUUAUUACAAACUCUGCUGAGAAUAUGUCUAUGGCUUCCGAGAUACAAGACACAAGUGUUUCAACGGUGACAGCGUUGUAGUCGAGUUUCUUCCCCACCCUUGUUCCCAAGGUCUCUUUCCCUGGAGAGAGAGUGGACGGGAAGAAGAGAGGCCCUAAAAAUAAGGUUUUCACGGCCCGUGUCCAGUCCUCCCUCCCCCAUCUUGCAAAGGCUAGCUCAUGCCACAUUUUGCCAGUAAUUUCCAGCUAUACAGAUAACAACAAUCAACCUUAUAUGUCUCGUUUCUAGUCCACUUUAGUAGUGGGCCUUCAUUUAAUCAUAUCUGGCGGAAUCCAAGUGAAGGUGCGUGGCGGAAACGAAACCAUACAAGCCAGCAAAGAAAAGGUUGACAACGCCAAAUAUGGGGAUGACCCCAUCGAGAUAAACAGUGAUGACGUCCUGAAGGCCUGUGCAGUGGGACUUGGUUCUAUGGGAAUAGUUUACUCCAUAACAUACCGUUGUGUUCCCGUGUACAAUCUGGAGGAAAUCAGAACCUUGUAUCAACAAACCUGGACUUCAAUAGAAGAUUUCGAGGUCCCUCAAAUCUUUGCUGAAAUGUAUAGAAACCAAGAGGAAGGAGAAUACUUCUCGUUUUUUGUAAAUCCAUACCCAAUAGGACAAGGGUAAGUCACUGCUGUUAUUCAUCCGGGAUUUACUCCUGGAAAAUUUAGGUUGGUUGUGUGGCAUGUUUCCUGGCAUGCUUAUCCAGUUUCAAACCAAAAUAUACGACUGCUGUCCCUACCCUAUUCAAGGCCCAAACCGCCAUUGCAAAAAGAAAAAUGAUUAAAAAAACAUAUCCGUUCGUAGAAACUUUUUACACAGAACACAACGGCUUACCCUUUUUCAAAAAUCUGUACCCAAUUUUAGACCAAAGAGGUCAAAAGCUGAAUCCUAUAGUGUGGCAAUGAUAUAUAUCUAGCGUGUAUAAGGGAGAACCCCUGGGGAGUAGCCUCAGGAGCGAAUUUAUUAUCCUUUUGUCUUUUUUUCCCCUAGGAUAAACAAGCAGAUCCACAUGGCCUACUUGAAAGCCAAGAGAACAGAGAGUUCGCCCACGUGUUCUGCUUGCUGCUCAUGCUGUUGCAAUUGUUGUGGAGGUAGAGGAAUAGCUGAUAUAGGCUGCAUGCAGACAGACUGCACGGCUUCUUGUCUCCAGGGGUGCGCCAAUUGUUGCCCGACCUGCAUUCCACGACUCACCAAUUUUGGACUGUCCCAGUUCUCGCUCAAAAAGCCGUAUGUGCAAAAGUGGUACAACGUGUUACAGUUCACGAAAGGCAAUAUUCAGUAAGUUACCCGCGUGGAUACUCUAUGGUCACGAGUCCAAACUUAUUAUAUCCCAUAAAAUGUUAUUUUUUAGAUGUGAUUGUAUUAACAAUGUCUCGCGUCGCAAUUAAGGCUGGAUAUCUUGAAAUUAGCAUUUUCCUCUGUGUUUUUAAUUUGCGUGAUAUGCUCGCCAGUCAAUUUUCCUCCUCAAAUAAACCGGACAACGAGAGCUGAGUAUUGAGAUCAGUAAAUAAAAACACUUUUUAAAUGCUAACACUUUUGUUUUAAAUGUCUGACUAAAUAGCAAAUAUUUGAAUUAGUACCCACUACAGCCAGCUAGAGCCUCCGUUUGACUCAAAAUUUUGCACGGAUAAUAUCUGCAAAUAAGAUGUAGUACAGUUGACUCCCGAUAACUCGAACCCUCGCUAACUCGAACCUCGCGCUAACUCGAACCAAAAUCGAUUUCCCCUGGAUUUCCGUCAUACUUUUACUGUAAAUCGAACCCUCGAUAACUCGAAACACCUGCUAACUCGAAGUAAUUUUUGUUUCCCCUCAGAUCAUUUCUAUAUAAUUUUACCUUCGAUAACUCGAACCAUGUUUUGAGCCCUUAAAAAGUCGGGAAAAAUGUGUGUACUGCCUCCGAAACAUUGAAUUUUGAAUUUCCCAUUGACGUGUUGUAGGCAUCUAGUCUACUAGUGGAUCGAUAGUGGAGGCUGAUGUUGUUUGCCACAAAUCUAACGUGAAAUAGCUUUACUUCUCAAAAAAUAAAAUGCAUGCUCUAUUUAAGCAUCGUUUUGUUACUUUACGUUCUGAUUUAUAAUCUAACAGUAUCUUUCAAUUUUCACUCAACAUUUUUACAAUUAAAUGAGAUUAGAAUACUCACUGUGCAGUAAAAACUGUUUUUUUCCUUACUCCCGGCUAUUUUCUUCGAGCUCCCGAUAACUCGAACUUUUUCCGAUUUCCCUUGAAGGUUCGAGUUAUCGGGAGUCGACUGUACAUUGCCCAGCCAAUAAUACGUUAUCUAAUUAACUUGUGGGGUUUUGUAAUAACGCAAAAACGCCGAUAACGUUAUAGCCUUUUAGUUUUACAAAUGCGAAAGCAAGAAGACAUAAAAAAGGACAAAUUAAAUUAGUUAUACGUAACUAGUAGUACAGCUUGUAUGUUAAACGAGAGAUCUAUGUGUUAGAAGACUGCGGAGUAUUGUAUAUAAAAAUUGUCCUCAGAAGCCUUUUUUAAUUUCUCACGUACGGUUGUUCAUCGUUAUUUCUCGUUCUUACUUUUGCUGUUGUUGUUAUUUCUAAUUUACUUGAUUUUGAGCGGUAUAAAAUAUUCUAUCUGAGUUCUCAGGCUUGCUUAUUUGAUGCCUCUAUAAAUCUACUUAUAGAUUUCAGCGUUUCUCAUACUUUGAGAAAGCUUAAUCCUUAAAGAUGCAGGAUUCUAACUCUAAUUCUAAUCGUAUAAUCUGCAAAGGGUAUAUCCCAUCACAGCAGAUAUUCAAGUAGUUUUAAAAAUCUUGUUCCUUCUUUUGUUUCAGCGUGGCCACCGCGGAAUGGUGUUUGCCUUUGAAGGACCUGAACAGUGCCUUGGGUACGGUCAUACAGGUGGCUCAAGAUUACGCACACAGGCACAAUCAGUACUCUUUGCUACCUAUAUAUGUGAGACUAGUGAAGACGGAUGAUCUGUUUUUGAGCCCCGCGAGCAAGUUUAGACCUGACGGAAGCCGUACCAGUGAAAUUAACUGCUAUAUUGAGGUGAGAGCACGGGAAGGCCGUACACUUCACAUGUGUAACCGCAGAGAAACCGUACUGGAUGAUUAAUAGUAGAGCGAUGCACUGCUUCAGAAGUGAUAUUUUGAGCGAUUUUAAGCGAUCCAGCGUUUGUCAUGACUGCACAUAUAUAGCACAGUCCAGUCUUUCAUGACGGACAUCUCUAUAAGACGUACACCUCUCUAAAACGGACACCAGGGGUUGGUCCCUGCCGUUUUUCAUACUUUUCUCAGUCUCUCUAUACGACGGACAUGUACCUCCCUAAAAUGGACACCUGGAGUUGGUCCGUUCCGUCCUUUACUCCUUCCAUGCAGUUAACUCUCUGAGGGAAGACGGACACUUCGUUCAAACAAACACUUAGUGUCGUUUAUAAUUGUGUCAGGAUCCAAUUAUCUCCUGUCUUGUCCAUUGUUGAGAGAUUUUACUGUAUUCGAUCUAUAUUCUGAUCGGCUGACGGUAGAGUUUGACAAAACGAAAAGGGUGGAAUUCCCGUCGGGGUCGUGUAUUUGGAACGUUACGAUCGGGCGACGCGAUGGCAGCGAAAACUUACGCGAUGGACGCCUUUUGAGUUCUUCGUAAAUAUUUUCUCCGCAUGGCUAGCCACUUAACGCAACUGGCAUUUGCUAUCUUUAAGUGGCUGCGCUCUCUUUUUUGCUAAUUUUCAACCCGUAAUUUUCGUCUCUGUGUAUAUACCGAGAGCACUUAUAAAGAUUGAUUAAUUCAUUGAAUCGAAGUAGCUUUGAAAGUGGAUCCUGGACGUAUCUCCUCGUCAAUUUGAAUAACAGUUAACUAUUACAGGUAAUUAGAUUAAAAGUUGUUACCCUAUAAAGUUCAGACAUUUUUCAAGACCCUCCACCUCCUCAAAGGGCGUUGAAAAGAAAGAAGCCUCUGGUGGUUUAAUAAAACUUUUACUGUGCACUCGCUUUAGGUACCAUUCCUCCCCGGAGCUUUCGGAACUGAAGAGUUUCAAGAGGUGGUGGAAAACAAACUCUUUAGAGAAUUCAAGGCAAGACCACACUGGGGAAAGAAUAACCGGCUUAACGAAAUGAAGAUACGCGCUCUCUACGACAAGGAGAAGUUGCUCAAGUGGAUAAAAGUGUACAAGAUGUUCAACAAGGGAGAGUGUUUUGACAAUCAGUUUACCAACAAAAUGGGUUUUAAUUUGUUUCCUCAUAUCGACGAACAGCCAACUGCCUAG
Molecule: messenger RNA, 7607 nt
Organism: Porites evermanni
Lineage: Eukaryota; Metazoa; Cnidaria; Anthozoa; Scleractinia; Poritidae
Source: the annotation of a GenBank genome assembly